Messenger RNA from Dunckerocampus dactyliophorus (ringed pipefish), 851 nucleotides. RefSeq names its product parathyroid hormone 4 (gene pth4). NCBI's taxonomy places the organism in Eukaryota, Metazoa, Chordata, Actinopteri, Syngnathiformes, Syngnathidae. Gene Ontology annotation, cellular component: extracellular region. Gene Ontology annotation, molecular function: peptide hormone receptor binding; hormone activity. The record is from RefSeq and is a predicted model, not a curated record. Gene Ontology annotation, biological process: osteoblast development; regulation of chondrocyte differentiation; adenylate cyclase-activating G protein-coupled receptor signaling pathway. The coding region runs from base 32 to 385 and encodes 117 amino acids. The transcript is spliced from 3 exons.
ACGAGCUCCUGUCACCAUCAGGGACCAUAAGAUGCAGAUGUCCCACACACACAUGCAGCGUCUCUUCAUCAUGUUUCUGGUGGUCUUUCCAACAGGACUUUGUGAACAGAACCAGAGUCGCAGGUCCGUCACCGAGCACCAGCUCAUGCAUGACCGUGGACGUAACAUCCAGAGCCUCAAGAGACUCAUCUGGCUGUCCAGCGCCAUUGAGGAUCUCCACACCGCCCAGAUCCGCUCGGCUGCCUUCAGCCCCAGAAAAGCCCUAAACUUGGCUCUGGAUCCAGACCUGGUGCCGGCUGCCACCAAGGACCCCCAACCCGCUCAAGUGCAGAAACUUCUGAGAGACUUCUUAACUAUUCCUCACUUGUUAGAGCGAGAGUCCUGAACACACACCGACAUGAAGACACACCUCAAACAUGACAACAUACAUACAUGUAAAUAACAACACACGCAUACUGUGUACUGUACCGCCAAAGUGGAACAUUGUUUGUUGGCAAGCUUGUCUCGUGGUUUCGAUGCUAGUCAUUAGUCAUUAUGUUGAACGCUUCAUGCUAUCGACGUUAGCAUCUAAUUGGUCAAAUUCAUUUUUGUACUUAAUUAAUAUUUUAAAACUUGUAGUGAUUGUAAUGUACUGAGCAGCUAGACAGUUUCCUAUGUCACAGUCAGGUCCAUAUCUGUUUCUGUGGUUAUCAUCACACUUUUCAGUUUUGCUAUCACUGGUACCCUUCUGUGGUAGCAUCAUAUGAAAGCCAAACAAAAAGAAAACACAAGUUCAUUCUUUAGAUGCUCACAGAGCUGACGUGAUGAUGAUGAUGAGCUCCAAGUUCCUACCACUUUUGCAGGUCCCACUA